This is a messenger RNA of Microtus ochrogaster (prairie vole), 1812 nucleotides long. It is a transcript of the gene Dynlt5, whose product is annotated as dynein light chain Tctex-type family member 5. NCBI's taxonomy places the organism in Eukaryota, Metazoa, Chordata, Mammalia, Rodentia, Cricetidae. Gene Ontology annotation, biological process: microtubule-based movement. Gene Ontology annotation, molecular function: dynein intermediate chain binding. Gene Ontology annotation, cellular component: cytoplasmic dynein complex; cytoplasm. The record is from RefSeq and is a predicted model, not a curated record.
GGAUGCCUAAGUCAAGAGCGGCUCAAAGGCCCACCGAGCCGGGGAGGGGCGGCCUGGGCAGUGUUUGAGGAGGUCACCCUGGAGACGGCCUGAGCUCCCACGGGAACUGCAAGACUAAGCAGCAGCCCGGCUUCUGCAGCUCCACUGAGGACGUUCCCAGGUCCAGGCAGUCCGGCCUGCCACCCAGCUCACAGCAGUAUUUUUUUUCCUAGAGCGUGUUAUGAUGUCAGCCUUGGCUAAAGAGAAAAUGUUUCUUGCACUGAAGAAAAGAGGGAGUGUAUGCUCCCCGAAUAACCAUGAGUCCCAACAGAAGGAAGGUCGUUGGCGCUCUAAGCAUUCCGUCAGCACCGUGUCUCACGUGGAUGAGCCCAGCCCGCGUGAUGAAGCCUCUCGCCUCACAGUUCGCAUGGAAAACACCUACCAGCUAGGUCCCACCAGGCAUUUUCCUGUGGCCGCUGUCAAUCACAUUUUGAAAGAUGUACUAACUGCCUACCUACAAGAAGCGGAAUAUGACCCAGAGUUCUGCAGACAGAUGACUAAGACAGUUUCGGAGGUUAUUAAAGCCAAGGUCAAAGAAUUGAUGAUUCCCCGGUAUAAACUAAUUGUGACCGUUUACAUAGGACAACAGGAUGGUCAGAGCAUCCUUAUCAGCAGCAGAUGCCUCUGGAAUCCUAAAAGUGAUACCGUUUCAUCCUACGCGCUCAGAAAUUCUACUCUCUUUGCUCUGGCAAAUGUCUAUGCGGUUUAUUUUGAGUGACCGACACGAGGCUUGCAUUCCCGGUGUUUUCAAAUCGUGAGGCAGGCUGUCAGUCUCUCUCCACGAAAGUUCUACUAGCAACACCUGUGAGAAGGGAAGAAGAUGAACAAUUCAAACAACUGGAAGCUUCCAUCACUCCUGUGAGGACUGGUGGAGGGGAGGGCAGCCCAAGAAAGAACCUUGUUUCUCCAAAACCGCAGUUGAGUGUGGUUCACAUAAACAUGGAUGUUGACUAUUACUUUGGGUACUAAUUCUUUUGAUUUCUCUUUUAGUUGGAGAGAUAGAAUUCUCUAGAUUGCUUUUUUGAUAAAUUUCUAGAAAUAUAUGGUGACAUUCUGGGUAUAUAUCAUAUAGGACAGGAUAAUUUAACAUGGCACACACAAAAAAAAUGAUGAAUGUUAAUAUACUUCAGUACUGCAUAUAAAAUAAUAUGGUUUUCAUUUUACAUUUAAUAAAUUGAGCAGCGUUCAUUAACUGCAAUUACGGUUACAUGUACCUGACAGUUGAAAGUGCCGAAGAAGAAUUAAUGAUUUCAUAAUAAUUACCAUAGUCCCACGGGGCCACAAACUAAAUGUAGACGCUCUUGUGGGUUGCCUGCACUUUACAAAAUUGCAGGAGAACCGAACAUUGGCUCUUCAAUAAUGGAAACUAUAAAGUGGAAUACAGGCUUUUAAGGACACUAAAGUAGACAUUAUGCUAUUAAAUAUACAUGAUGCUUAAUAGUAAAUGUGUCUGUAGUGCCUAAGAUCAUGCAUUGGAAAGAGACACUACCCUUAAAUACACACUGCUCAUGUGACUCUGAGUACUUUUUUCUGGCCUAACCUUUACCCAGGAUUCAAAGCUGGCAGCUUAACAACUAAACCAUGUGCGUUUGCCAUUUUGUUCCUAUGAAUCUAGCAUGGAAGUGAGCCAGUGGGGUUUCUGAACGUAUGGGCAUUGACAUUUACAGGGCUGCAAUAGCUCUUCUGCCAGCUAAUGCCCCUUGUAGCACGGAUGGUUUAUUUUUAUGGCGCUUUCAGGUCUUUGUGUGCGUGAGAAACGACGCUGUGGCCUCA